UGUUAUUAUUAUCUGUGCAGUUAAAUGAUUUGACAAGAUUUAAGGUUAGACUCCAGAUUUGUAUUGUCAUUGUUGCGGCAAACAAGCAAAAUAGUUCUACAUUUAAGUUCUGUAACUUUUUAAAAACAUGUCUAAUAUUAAUUUACAAUGUUUGUUGGGAAUUCAAUGUGAUAAUUUCGUAAUGAUAGCUGCGGAUCAAACUAAUGGCCAUAGUAUUAUGGUCAUGAAAGACGAUGAAGAGAAGAUUUAUAAAAUAUCUGAUAAACUAGUGAUGGGUGUCAUUGGUGAUUCAGGCGAUACAAAUCAGUUUGCAGAGUACAUUGCUAAGAACAUUCAGCUUUAUAAAAUGCGUAAUGGAUAUGAACUAGGUCCUUCAGCAGCGGCAAACUUUACCCGAAGAAAUCUGGCAGAAUAUUUAAGAAGUAGUACUCCGUAUUUCGUUAAUUUAUUAAUGGGUGGCUAUGAUAAGGAGAAUGGACCAGAAUUGUACUUCAUGGAUUAUUUAGCAUCUAGUAUGAAAGUACCAUUCGCGGCUCAUGGCUAUGGUGGUUACCUCAGUUUGAGCAUCAUGGAUCGCUAUCACAAAAAAGAUUUAACUGAAGAGGAAGCUUAUAACAUCCUGAAAAUGUGCGUUCAAGAAGUGCACAAGCGUUUCUUUGUCAGCCUGCCUAAUUUCCAAGUGACAGUUGUUAACAGAGAGGGCAUUAAGACUAUGCCUGUCAUUAACUCUGCAUCUUUGAAGUGAUUUCCUUUUUAAGUUUAAAUAAAUUAUAUAAAAUGAUA
Messenger RNA from Melitaea cinxia (Glanville fritillary), 783 nucleotides. It is a transcript of the gene Prosbeta4, whose product is annotated as proteasome subunit beta type-2. The record is from RefSeq and is a predicted model, not a curated record. Gene Ontology annotation, cellular component: proteasome core complex; proteasome core complex, beta-subunit complex; cytosol. Gene Ontology annotation, molecular function: peptidase activity. NCBI's taxonomy places the organism in Eukaryota, Metazoa, Arthropoda, Insecta, Lepidoptera, Nymphalidae. The coding region runs from base 128 to 745 and encodes 205 amino acids. The transcript has 4 exons. Gene Ontology annotation, biological process: proteasomal protein catabolic process.